GCUUGACCUGCUUGGAUUACUGGUGCUUGCGUGCUUCAGCCAAACUUUGGCGCAGAGCUCUCCUCCUCCUCCCCACAACCAUACACAAACUCGUCAUACAUGUCAUCACUUCAUGGAGGUUGAGGAGAACUGGGAUUUACGUGGAAACCCAGGAAAGCCAAUUUACACAAAUUGCUCGCUCGCUCGGUCGAGUGAGGCUGCACACCUACUUAUACUGGUGAAUAAAAUACAGGGAUGCUGCCUUGCGCGUCAAGCGACGCGGAGCUCGAGUCGUUCUAUAAUGAGACGAUGGAGCUAGACCUAGCAAACUGGAGGCCUUAUGCACCACUUAACAGGACGCACAUUGAUGCCUUCUUGAGAAAAUGGAAGCACUACGGGUGGCAUCACCAGAGUAUGGUCUUAAUCUAUCAGAACAAGUGGUACUACCCUUUCCACGCGUCGUGGAACCACACUCAGCUUACAAAAGAUCAGCAUGAAGCGGGCAUCACCCUUUGGGUGGAGGCAACACAGUACUACUUCCAGAAUUUCAGCUCGCAAUUCGAGUUCCCAGACACAUUCUUCUUCCUCAGCGACCAGGACCAGGGGUGGUGUGACUUUGGAUUCGAACGCUGCCCCAUGCCCGCCAUGGCGAUAACAAAGAGAGGACCUGGAUCGAAGGAGCUGCUGUCGCCUUUCAUGGUGGCCUCAGAGCACCCCCUCUAUAACUACCCCUUCGAACUGAAGCAUGACAAGGCGUUCUUCAACGGGCGGCCAAACUGGGGCGCCAGCCCCAAAACCUUUAACGGCACGAACUACUGGAGCCGCGCCCACAUGUCCAACAUCUCCAUGCGGGAGCCGGACCGGGUGCAGGCCGCGCUGUUGGGGGAGCAGCAAUGGUUCAUUGGUGGGCGAAAGGCAGAAGGAGAGGUGUCGCUGAAAAAUCACGCCCGCUGGAAGUACGUGAUGAACCUGGACGGCGUCACGUAUGCGGGGCGCUUGUCCCGCUUGAUGCACACAGACUCCGUCCUCCUCAAAGAGGAGACCAUAUGGCACGAGUUCUUCACUCGUGCCAUGAAGGAGGGAGUGCACUACCUGCCCAUCUUUAAAACUGGUCCCGACGAUGUGCUGGACGUCAUGCGCGAAUGGGGCAAUCGCACAAUGGAGCUGAAGCGCAUCGCCUGGAACACACAACAAUUUGCGCGCCGUUACCUGUGCCCCCGCGCGCGGAUGCUGUACUUCCGGCGGCUGCUGGAGGAAUACAACAAGCUCUUCUUUUCGAACGGGGUCAAUCAUAUGAAGCAUUUCAUAGAGGAGGUGCUGGUGCCAAUCGUACACGCGCGCGCAAACGGGGAUACUACUAAGUCGUACAUGGACAUCGUGCCGUACGACCCUAAGCACCCCCACGGCCCAGCACGGUAGGCUACGGGGGUCUAUUCUUCUUGGGCCAUUCGCAAUCAACAGCAAUGUGAGAGUGGAGGGGAGUCCGUGAGGGGAGUCAGUACGGUACUGAGUACGGUAGGCGUCUUAGCAUGCUUGGACGGCAGGUGGGGUGGAGCGCAGUGAAGAAGACAAAUGGAGAGUAUGACGACCAGGCGCAUAGAGACAACACGUGCGAGCCCGCAGGGUCCUCUGUUGGCGACAUUGUAUUCUUCCGCACUGCAACGACUCCGGGCACUCCGGUAUGUGCAGGACGCAAGACUGCGGCGGUCAGGGUAAAACCCAGGCGCUCGCGGAGCCUGACUACCGUAACUCUGUACAUUGGUAGAUGCAUUGGUAGAGGCAUGGCUGUGCAAGGGUAGAUGCAAUGGGCGGGAGAUUGCUAGAUGGCGGUUACUUGGCGUUUGCCCCUUUGCGGAAGAACUCCCAAACGCGACGACUCGACGAGUUAACUCGAGACCAGGAUUUGUGUUACGUCAACAAAGUCAUGAACUCAUGAUGUAUUCUCAGUCUGGAGCUUGUGAGAGAUUGCGCAACAGGAUGCGGCUAGAAGAGGGCAUCCAUAGCGCUGAAUAUGUGGC
Chlamydomonas reinhardtii is the source of this 1997-nucleotide messenger RNA. RefSeq lists its product as uncharacterized. Bases 289 to 1398 code for a protein of 369 amino acids. The record is from RefSeq and is a predicted model, not a curated record. The transcript has 9 exons. Lineage: Eukaryota; Viridiplantae; Chlorophyta; Chlorophyceae; Chlamydomonadales; Chlamydomonadaceae.